UCAAGCACCUGUGUUAAAAUUUUGUUGCUAAAUAAAUAAUAAUUGUUUGUUACAAAUUAUUUCUGAUCACAAAUAACAAAACCUAAUUAAACAUGAGCUGUUUUGAUAAUUUAACCAUGCCAAGCUGUGUUUGGUUUGAAAGUGGAGAAAAACGCAACAUCCUAGCAUCGAUAUUUGCUGGACUUUUGUUUUUCAGUGGUUGGUGGUUUAUAAUUGAUGCCGCCUCCAUAUACCCAUCAGACCUACCAAAUGCAGCUCAUGUAUGUGGUGUCAUGGCGACCCUGUCUUUAAUCAUGGUGAAUUCUGUAUCUAAUGCUCAGGUCCGUGGAGAAACUUACACGGGUGGCUGCAUGGGGCCUCGAGGUGCUCGGCUCUGGCUUUUCCUAGGUUUUGUCUUAGGCUUUGCCUCACUCAUAGCUGCUUGUUGGAUUCUGUUCGCUAACUAUGUUAAUGCAGGAAGCUCAAAACCAUCAUGGCCGGGAGUGAGUCUGUUCAUGCAAAAUGCAUUCAUAUUUGCUGGUUCAUUAGUGUUCAAAUUUGGACGUACUGAAGAUGUGUGGGGCUAAUCGUUCCACAAGGAGUAAUUUAAAUAUAUUAUCCUUUAUUUUUUAA
Molecule: messenger RNA, 612 nt
Organism: Aricia agestis (brown argus)
Lineage: Eukaryota; Metazoa; Arthropoda; Insecta; Lepidoptera; Lycaenidae
Product: transmembrane protein 50A
Exons: 4
Coding region: 93-566 (157 amino acids)
Biological process (GO): protein targeting to vacuole; late endosome to vacuole transport via multivesicular body sorting pathway
Source: RefSeq, a predicted model, not a curated record